Molecule: messenger RNA, 657 nt
Organism: Olea europaea var. sylvestris
Lineage: Eukaryota; Viridiplantae; Streptophyta; Magnoliopsida; Lamiales; Oleaceae
Exons: 1
Coding region: 1-657 (218 amino acids)
Source: RefSeq, a predicted model, not a curated record
AUGGAGAUCAAGGAUAUGAAGGAACUGAAAUGGCCUGUCAGAAUGAGGUCACCACCCGAAUCCAGGGACAUGAACAAGUACUGUGAGUUCCAUCGGGAUCAUGGGCAUACCACGGAGAACUGUAAGGCCCUGCAACGGGAGAUUGAAGCCCUUAUUAAAAGAGGACUCUUGAGUUCCUACGUCGGUAACGACAAGCGUCCGAGGAAUGAUCGUGGCAGGGAAAAAGACCCUGAGGGAAAAAGUGAUGGUCAACCCACUGCUGGAACCAUCAAUAUCAUCAUUGGAAGUAUUGCCUCGGGAGGAGACUCCAACAGUGGAAGAAAACAAUAUGCCCGACGAUAUGCCUUGGCCUCUGGGAUGCCCCAUGGAAAGCUGGAGGAUAUUACUUUUGGGACCGGAGACUUAGAAGGCGUAUCACUCCCACAUGAUGACGCCUUGGUAAUCUCAGCAAUUUUGGCCAAUUUUGAAGUAAAGAAGAUCUUGGUUGAUAACGGGAAUGCGGCCAAUAUACUUUCACAAGAAGCUUUUGCCAAAAUGGGAAUCUCGUCUCACCAGCUCAAAGCGGUUAAAACUCCUCUCCAGGGGUUUGGUGGAGGAGUCAUCACUCCAGAGGGUGUCGUCGAGCUUUCACUAACUUUGGGUUCUGGCCAAAAAUAG